AUGAAAGCAGGCGACGUCUCCACCUCUACGGGGGAUUCAGCUGGAGCCCGGUUUCAGACACAUGAUUCACAUGUCACCGAGCAGCACUGGGAAGAAGAUGGUGAAAUACUUUCCGUGGACUGGCUGGCCCAGAGCCAUCAGAACACCGGGCUGACGGAGCACGGCCGGGCGCGGGAUGCUGCGCCAACCAGCAGACCUCACAUCCCCUGCAUGGUGCCGCCGCGUCCUCCGACGUUUGGCAAAGGUUACCUGCAGCUGAAGCCCACGGCACCAAAGUCUACGGAGCACGUGGGGUCAGCGGAGAGCAACGGGCGCGAGGACUCGCCCCUGCCUCCAUCCAGCUGCGCGUCACCAAUUUCAGAAAACAGCGGGUAUUCAUCCGGGUACGAGAGCGAGGCGGCCUCGUCAGAGUGUCUCUCCGUGGAUGACGGACGCGAUGGGGAGAAAGACGCGCCGCAGCGUCGCGCGCGCACGAAGUUCAGCCCGGAGCAGAUCGGCAAACUGGAGAAGAUCUUCAAUAAGCACAAAUACCUGGACGCCGGAGAGAGAGUCAAGACGGCACAGAAGCUAAACCUCACAGAAACGCAGGUUCGCACGUGGUUUCAGAACCGCAGGAUGAAGCUGAAGCGCGAGGUCCAGGACUACCUCGCCCCGCCAGUACCGCCGCUCAUGUUCCAGCCCCUGCCCCCGGCUCAGUACCACAGCAUGGGCGGCCAGCAGCCCCACUUCCCGGGGAGCGAGCCGGCCUUUCACCCGCUGCCCGUUCCGCACAUUGUCUUCCAGCAGCAGAUGCCGGCUUAUCACCCUCCUCACCUCAUGAUCCACAACCAACACUUCUACUGAAGACACUGUCGAACUCUGUGACUGAAACACUUAACGUUUGUGCAAUUCGUAGUUUAAUGUGUAAUAUUAUUAUAUUUGUUAAAAAAGGUUGU
This is a messenger RNA of Betta splendens (Siamese fighting fish), 935 nucleotides long. Its product is annotated as homeobox protein vent1-like. Bases 1 to 843 code for a protein of 280 amino acids. Gene Ontology annotation, biological process: cell differentiation; regulation of transcription by RNA polymerase II. Lineage: Eukaryota; Metazoa; Chordata; Actinopteri; Anabantiformes; Osphronemidae. The record is from RefSeq and is a predicted model, not a curated record. Gene Ontology annotation, molecular function: DNA-binding transcription factor activity, RNA polymerase II-specific; RNA polymerase II cis-regulatory region sequence-specific DNA binding. Gene Ontology annotation, cellular component: nucleus. The transcript has 4 exons.